CGCUGUUGACUUUGCUUACAUGAUGAAAUAUCAUAUAUCUCACAAGUAUUUUGCCAAAAAAUGACAUGUAACUAAAUUCAAGAUUAUUUGGUUUAGAAGUGGGUUACAAAUAGCCGGACUAUAUCGGGUCUAUAGUUAAACUAGACGUUGAAAUGACGACUAUUGCUUGCUGGGUUUUGUCCAUUCACGUGUAUAGGAUAGCUUGCUUUUAGAGAGAGAGAACCACGCGCAUGCCACAGACGCCAGCAGAGCUGUGGUUUAGCCUAUAUAGCGUGCUAUUUUUAGAUGACUUUGUGAGAGGACCUAACCUGGAACUUCGUCUGCAAAGCGGAAUAUGUUUAAGGAACAACUGUCUUUCCUCUUUCUUCCCGACAGGUCUUCAAAAUGAUUGCUUUUUUGCUACUUAUGGCCUUUGUCUUGCCUCAAAGUCACUCAGCGGAUACAAACUCUAAGCCCUGUAUGCCAGCGAGACACAACAACGCUCAUAAUGUUUUCCUCAAGCGCCAUAUUCCCGAUGACGUGCCAAGAACGUGGGACAAUAAUGCCUGGGAAACCUUCCUGAGAAAGAUUAAAACGUGUGACAGACCGACGCAGUCAUUUUUCCGUGCAAGCGAGAAGCAGCGGGUGGAAAAUGUGUGUACUAAAGCCGGGGGUAAGACCUUGUCCGGUAACCUGUGUAUCAGUAAAGAGAAAUUCUCUUUCGUAACGGUGCGGGUCAAUGUCAAUGAGGGAGCGUGUGGGAUCAGAAACAUCAACAAUGAGACCAAACACAUCAUCCUCGCCUGUGAACAGAUAGGAGAUGUCUGUCAACCCGUUCACUUUGAAGGAAACCCUCAAAGCACAGCGCCAAGCAAUAACCAGCUGGACUGCGGCUCUAAAGGAAGCUCUGGGACUAAAACCACAGUGAUAACUGUGUUUACUUUUCUGCUUCCUUUAAUAGCGAUGGUUUACAUUUUGUAAGAGGCGAAACUAUAUUUUCAGUGCUACUUCUGUACGUUAAAAAGCAUGCACUUCUUUGUUUUGUUUAUAUUUGUUUGCUUUUAAUAUUUGUUAUAAUAAAACCGUUUUAAA
Messenger RNA from Labeo rohita (rohu), 1071 nucleotides. RefSeq lists its product as uncharacterized. The transcript has a single exon. NCBI's taxonomy places the organism in Eukaryota, Metazoa, Chordata, Actinopteri, Cypriniformes, Cyprinidae. The coding region runs from base 385 to 960 and encodes 191 amino acids. The record is from RefSeq and is a predicted model, not a curated record.